AUGUCUUCCUCUAGCUCCACCCCGCAGCAGCUGAAAGAAGAGCUCAAGGUCGUCGAGACCAAGGCCGUCAACCAGACCAUGGUUCAGCUGCGCUCGCUCGCAGCUGGUGCUACUGGUGGUCUCUGCGCUGUUAUCGUCGGUCACCCGUUCGACCUGGUGAAGGUGCGCCUGCAGACUGCUGAGAAGGGGAUUUACUCCGGCGCCAUGGAUGUGGUCAGGAAAACAAUUGCCCGUGAAGGUUUGGCUCGAGGAUUGUAUGCCGGUGUCUCCGCACCCCUCGUUGGAGUUACUCCUAUGUUCGCUGUCAGCUUCUGGGGUUACGAUGUGGGCAAGACCCUCGUGAACAAGUUCUCCGUUGUCCCCAUUAAGCACGACACCCCGCAGUACUCCAUUGCCCAGAUCUCCGCCGCGGGUUUCUUUUCCGCCAUCCCCAUGACCCUGAUCACCGCUCCCUUCGAGCGUGUCAAGGUCCUUCUCCAGAUCCAGGGCCAGAAGACCCUGGCCCCGGGUGAGAAGCCCAAGUACUCUGGUGGUAUGGAUGUUGUGCGCCAGCUGUACAAGGAGGGUGGUAUUCGCAGUGUGUUCCGCGGUAGCGCCAUGACUCUGGCGCGUGACGGUCCCGGCUCAGCCGCCUAUUUCGCGGCCUACGAGUACAUCAAGCGCAGCAUGACCCCCAAGGAUGCGGAUGGCAAUGUGACCGGCGAGCUUUCCCUGCCUGCCGUCGUGUGCGCUGGUGGUGCCGCCGGUAUUGCCAUGUGGAUCCCCGUCUUCCCCAUCGAUACCAUCAAGUCUCGCCUGCAGAGUGCCCCCGGUAAGCCCACCAUGGGCGGUGUCAUUCGCUCAGUCUACGCCAGCGGCGGCGCCAAGGCAUUCUUCCCUGGAUUCGGACCGGCCCUUGCUCGUGCGGUGCCCGCCAAUGCCGCCACUUUCCUCGGCGUCGAGCUUGCACACAAGGGCAUGAAGGCACUCUUUGACUAA
Penicillium bovifimosum is the source of this 978-nucleotide messenger RNA. Its product is annotated as carnitine:acyl carnitine antiporter. The record is from RefSeq and is a predicted model, not a curated record. Lineage: Eukaryota; Fungi; Ascomycota; Eurotiomycetes; Eurotiales; Aspergillaceae. Gene Ontology annotation, cellular component: mitochondrial envelope. Gene Ontology annotation, biological process: carnitine transmembrane transport; mitochondrial transport. The coding region runs from base 1 to 978 and encodes 325 amino acids. Gene Ontology annotation, molecular function: O-acyl-L-carnitine transmembrane transporter activity. The transcript has 4 exons.